Messenger RNA from Cynara cardunculus var. scolymus (artichoke), 1850 nucleotides. RefSeq names its product protein WHAT'S THIS FACTOR 1 homolog. Gene Ontology annotation, molecular function: RNA binding. The transcript is spliced from 3 exons. Bases 214 to 1485 code for a protein of 423 amino acids. The record is from RefSeq and is a predicted model, not a curated record. Lineage: Eukaryota; Viridiplantae; Streptophyta; Magnoliopsida; Asterales; Asteraceae.
UAAAAGAUUGUGCUGUUCUUGUAGGGUUGUAUACUUGUGAUUGACUAAUUUACAUAAUAACUUCUACGAAUUAAGAGGACCCCUGGAUUCGAAUCCUGGCUCCACCCCUAGACUCAUUGACUCUUUUCCUAUCGCCGUUGGAGCUUGAGUAUCUCCGUCAUAACUAUCUCUCCUCAUCUAUUUUCUUCUUCAGGAUUAGGUCUCGGUAAAAUAAUGAAGAUGCAAAGUGGGAAAAUGGUAAUCAAUAUUUAUGUGCAGAAUCCAAAAUUUUCAGCUUCUGCGAUUUGUUUUCCUCCGUGGCAUCUUCAUCUUCUCCGAAGGUUCUCUCUAUGGUCUAUGAAAAAAGACCCAGAUCUUGAAGCUUCCUUAACUAGAAACCGUCGAUGGAUUGUAAAUAACCAAAUUAAAAACAUAAUCUUGCAGUGUCCUGAUCAGGUGGCAUCGGUUAGUUUCCUCCAGAAGAAGUUCAAAAAUCUUGAUCUUCAAGGGAAAGCCCUCAAUUGGAUUAAGAAAUACCCAUGUUGCUUUGAAAUACACCUUGAAAAUGAUGAAUAUCAUUGUCGGUUGACCAAAAAGAUGCUCUGUCUGGUAGAAGAAGAAGAAUCCGUAAAGGAUAUGCAGGAAACAGUAUUUGUUGAGAGAUUAGCCAAGGUAUUGAUGAUGGUUUCUAAUCAUAGACUCAGUGUCUCAAAACUCAAUGAAUUGAAGAGAUAUUUAGGAUUACCGGAUGAUUAUUUGAUAAGAAUCAUACCGAAGCAUCUUGAUAUGUUUCGAGUCGUCAAUUAUAGUGGGAGGAAGAGUUCAAUGGAAAUUGAGCUCACCGCCUGGAAGCCAGACCUGGCAGUCUCUACCAUUGAAAGAAUAGCUCAAAAGCAGGGUUGCAAGCCAUCGUUCCCAUGUUCGUUGCCCCCAAGUUGGGUAAAAUCAUGGGAGAGAUUUCGUGAAUUCGAUUCAUAUCCUUACAUUUCCCCUUACGUGGAUCCCAGAGGUUUAGAAGAGGGGUCAAGGGAAUUAGAGAAGAGAACAAUUGGUUUAGUGCAUGAAUUCCUAUCUCUUACACUAUGGAAGAAGGCAUCAAUCAUCAAGCUAGGUCAUUUCAGGAGGGAAUUCUGUUUACCAGAAAAGUUAAAUGUUUUGCUGCUCAAGCAUCCUGGAAUCUUCUACGUUUCAAAUAAAUAUCAAAUUUAUACUGUUCUGCUUAGAGAAGGAUAUAGAGGGUCAGAACUGCUUGUCAAAGAUCCACUUGUGGUUGUAAAGGAGAAAUUUGGGGAACUGAUGCAGGAGGGACUUCAUGAGUAUAAUAGAAGGCACCAUAUGCUAAAUUUAGAAAAGCAGAGAAAGAAAGGCAUGAUAGCAAUGAAACAAGGGAAAAAAGACCCUGUCAAUGAUGAAGAUGGCACAGAAGAUGAUGAUCUUGGUGGUAUAUUUGAUCCCGAGGAAAGAAAACGCUUCUAUAAAGUUCUCUUCGAAGACAAGGCCCCAUGAUUUCUUUGUAGAGAUUCCGUUCCAAUUCUGCCAACCAAACAAGUGGUCAAACGUGACAUCAUUCCAUUCCAAUUUUAUUUGACAGAUUCCAUUCCAUCCAAAAACAUUAUGUGAACCAAACGUCACCUUAGGUUUGAAGGUAAACUCAUCCUUGCGAAGUUUACCACUAUGGUCAUCAAAAUGAAAACUAGGUAGUCGAAUCGUUUAAUGGAGGUUGAGUUUGUAUCUAAUAGGAAGAAGGGAGUUGGUUUAUAAUCAAAAUCUUUCUCAAGUUUCAUGCAUUGAUUCCAUAUUCAUCCAAAGAUAGAAAAAUUUCACCACUUUAGCUUCCAUUUGAUAUUCUCAUUUGUAAGCAUCCACAUAUC